AUGGCAGGGAACACUGGUGAAGCAGCACGCUAUUUUAGACGAAAUCGCGGCUAUCCCGUUCCUCCGUCAUCGCUGUCGAUCCCUAAUCCCGCAUCCCAAGAUCCAGCCCCAGAUACCACCGCCGCCAUGAAGCUUCUCUACCCAACUUCCCUCAAGCUCGACAUCGAGUCCCUGGAGGGCUUCUCCGUGAAGCUCGUCCCGUACGACGUCAAGACGGCCAUCCCCGAGGAGCACACCGACGCCGAGAUCCUCGUGACCUGGACCAACUCCGCCGACAACCUCAAGGACGCCGCUGGCCGCCUCAAGAACCUCAAGUGGAUCCAAUCCCUCGCCGCCGGCCCCAACGACGUCCUCAACGCCGGCUUCGACGCCACCAAGAUCACCGUCACCACCGGCUCCGGCCUCCACGACCACACCGUCGCCGAGCACGCCCUCGGCCUCCUCCUCAACGCCGCCCGCCGCUUCUACGAGAUGCGCGACUACCAGCUGCAGAACAAGUGGCCCGGCCACCUCGGCGGGCCCCAGCCCGACCGCCCCGCCGGCGCCUUCACCACCCUGCGCGACGCCCGCGUCCUCAUCUGGGGCUUCGGCAACAUCGCAAAGUCGCUCACCCCGCACCUCCGCGGCCUCGGCGCCCAGGUCAAGGGCAUCGCCCGCGGCCAGGGCGUGCGCGACGGCGUCGAGGUCUACGGCGAGGACAAGCUCGCCGAGCUGCUCCCCGAGACCGACGCCCUCGUCAUGAUCCUGCCCGGCUCCGACGCCACCAAGAACGCCCUCAACGCCGAGCGCCUCAAGCUGCUGCCCAAGCACGCCUGGGUCGUCAACGUCGGCCGCGGCACCUCCGUCGACGAGGACGCGCUGGUGGAUGCGCUCGAGGCCGGCCAGGUCGGCGGCGCCGCGCUGGAUGUGUUUGUCACGGAGCCGUUGCCCGAGUCGAGUCGGCUGUGGAAGGCGCCAAACGUUAUUGUUUCCCCGCACGCUGCUGGCGGCCGGCCCCAGGGUGCGGAGGCCCUGACGGCGUACAACUUGAGACGGUUCCUGGCCGGCCAGCCGCUGAAGAACGUCAUCUGA
Colletotrichum siamense is the source of this 1071-nucleotide messenger RNA. It is a transcript of the gene ddh-1, whose product is annotated as D-2-hydroxyacid dehydrogenase. Lineage: Eukaryota; Fungi; Ascomycota; Sordariomycetes; Glomerellales; Glomerellaceae. The transcript is spliced from 3 exons. The record is from RefSeq and is a predicted model, not a curated record. Gene Ontology annotation, molecular function: NAD binding; oxidoreductase activity, acting on the CH-OH group of donors, NAD or NADP as acceptor. Bases 1 to 1071 code for a protein of 356 amino acids.